Messenger RNA from Eutrema salsugineum, 552 nucleotides. RefSeq lists its product as uncharacterized. The record is from RefSeq and is a predicted model, not a curated record. Gene Ontology annotation, molecular function: zinc ion binding. The coding region runs from base 1 to 552 and encodes 183 amino acids. NCBI's taxonomy places the organism in Eukaryota, Viridiplantae, Streptophyta, Magnoliopsida, Brassicales, Brassicaceae. The transcript is spliced from 3 exons.
AUGGGUAAAGCUAGAGAUAAAGCUUUAGUGCCGAUGCUAGAGACCAUUGCCAAACUAGCAAUGGUUCGUAUAGCCAAGAGAAGUGCCAAAGCUAUUAACCACCAAGGGAUUUGUACUUCAUAUGUGAGUAAGUACCUAGCUGAGUUGCUUGAGGAUGCUUCGAAAUGCAUUGUCCAACCCUCUACCAACAUGCAAUAUUAUUUAAGACUUCACGGGUGUGCUUAUCGAGUUGACUUGACGGCGAGGACCUGUAGCUGCAGAAGAUGGCAAAUCACUGGGAUCCCCUGUGAACAUGCAUACGGUGUGAUGAUCAAGAAGGGUAUUGAAGCUCAGCAUUACGUUUGCCAUUGGUUUAGGACUGAGAUGUGGAGAGAUACUUACACAGAUGGUGUUAUUCCAGUUAGAGGUGCUCGUUUUUGGCCUGUUGGAGAAGAACCGUCCAUUGUUCAACCUGUGGUGCCAGAUAUGCCUGGUCGGAAUAAGGCUUCUCAAGGUGAAUCAUCAUCUCAGCCUGAAUGUUCACAAGGAGUACUUACUCAGCUUGGGGAAUGA